AUGAAAUGGUUGUAUAUACUGUACAAUAAACGCAGAACUCUCACAGCGUUAGGAUAAACUGCAACAGAAUUCAGUAUUUCACAGAAACUUUGCAAAAUUACGCUUGGUCACACAUAAUGCAACCCAGGAAAUAAAAGCUAAGAAACAUUCAGAAAGCAAAGACAAAAGAAGACUUGGAGCACCAUGAAAACAGUUAUUGUGUUUGUCUUCGGUGUAUAUCUACUUUGUCCAGGAGAAAAUAAAGAAUGGCCUACACACACACUCUGCAAGACAAGGAACUUAGAAUCAUAUUACAAGAGUUGCGAUCCAUUUCAAGAUUUUGGACUCAGCAUCCUCCCUUGUGAAAAAUAUCUUGAUAAUGCUCUUGCUAUGAAAAUGGGCAUAAUUUUACGUCGGGAUGCAAAUAAAAUGAGAACAGUUCUGAAACUCUCCUACGAUGGAAAGUACCUAAUGGCUGUUGAAAAACUUAUUUGUGAUGAUGCAGAUACAAGAUAUUCAUUUUGCGGGAGAAAAAAGGGAGAAUAUCUUCAAAUUGAUCAGACUGUUACAUUUCAUUUAUUGAUCAUUCCCAAAGGUAACUACUUCUUGGAACUGGAGCUGUUUAAUGAAGAUGACUUCAAAUUGGCUUGCGCAAACAUUACAAUAAUUAGUUCCUAAACUGAUUAAAAUCUUGACAUUUGGCCAGGACUGAACACAUAUAGUGGCAUUCAACAUGCUUGUAGUGUGUCCCAAAAUAAUAAACAUUCACCCAACCUAUUUAACCCACAAUCAAUACCCUAUCUAGUCCAUGCUCUAAUUAACAUAAUUAUGGCUAUGCUAUAAAGGCAAAAAGUCCAGACCAAACCAGGUUUGUUUGGUGGAAACAGCAGAUAGUAUGGGAGAAACAACAGAAUGGGGCAAAAAUAAUAAUUUCUUCUUUAGUGAGGAAUUGUUAAUUCCAAUAAUUGUUUAUAUUAUGUUAACAGAUCCCUAUAUAUAGACACCUUAUUAUGUUUGUAAGGUGUGUAAAAUCAAAUCAAAUUCAGAAAUCCACAUCUCUAUAGCCGACAAAUGAGCACCCACCUCUUAGCUCCUUGUCAGUCAUUGUUAUGAACUCUGUCCUUUAGACCUAGCAUUCAGCAUAGAGGAAUGAUAAAGAGAAGAGAAAAAAUGAAAUAAUGAUUCUCUUUGUCCUCCUCAUCAUUCAGAUAGCCAGAGAGGUUUUCUUCCACUUCCGUUAGCUCCACAGAAGUAAUAGAUCGUCAAGUGCCCUGGGCUAGAGCAUGCCAACCUUUCUUCAUUCUCAAUAAGCUGUGCUACAGCUCAUUGAGAAGCACAGGAAAGCCACGACCAAGUGUGCAUGCACGCUUGUGACUCUAGCAAGAGAGUCUGUGCUAGGGAAAGA
Messenger RNA from Pelobates fuscus (common spadefoot toad), 1384 nucleotides. RefSeq names its product lymphocyte antigen 86 (gene LY86). Bases 184 to 657 code for a protein of 157 amino acids. The transcript has 5 exons. NCBI's taxonomy places the organism in Eukaryota, Metazoa, Chordata, Amphibia, Anura, Pelobatidae. The record is from RefSeq and is a predicted model, not a curated record. Gene Ontology annotation, biological process: positive regulation of lipopolysaccharide-mediated signaling pathway; innate immune response.